This is a messenger RNA of Colias croceus (clouded yellow), 2897 nucleotides long. RefSeq names its product translation initiation factor IF-2-like. NCBI's taxonomy places the organism in Eukaryota, Metazoa, Arthropoda, Insecta, Lepidoptera, Pieridae. The transcript has 16 exons. The coding region runs from base 198 to 2066 and encodes 622 amino acids. The record is from RefSeq and is a predicted model, not a curated record. Gene Ontology annotation, cellular component: nucleus.
UACACCAACUCCGCUUCACUUGUGUUUUUUUCUGAUUUCACUGUCACUAAAAGUAAUUAUUUAGUGCAUAUUUUCAUAGCAACAGAUAUUUUGAAUCAACAGUGGGCUCGAUUAUGUACCAACACAUAGUGCAGACAGUUGCGAGUGACUCUAUAAACUAAAAUCAAUAAUAAUCAGUGACCAACAAAGUGACCAAGAUGAAUUAUGAAGCGGAAAGGGCAAUGAAUCAGAAACGAUUGCGGAUGGAGGCCGAGCCGGGACACGGCGUUGUCCAGGGUAACGGAUUGCCGCUAAAUUACAUAGAUAAUGGUCAUCAAAUACCGUAUCAGCCGUAUGCCGGCGCGUAUAACACUCAUUACCCGCCGCCGGAUGCCUUCGCCGCGUACGGGCCUCCGCCCCCGGGGGGAUACGCUCCUCAGAACUUGUCAUACGCGCCUCCAGCUCACCAGAACUAUGCCCAUCACCAGACUUUUCCUCCACAACAACAAGCACAGCUGCAUAUGGCCCAGUCACACAUGGGUAUGUUCAGCGGGUACGGGCCGGAGGUGGGCGUGCACAAGCCGGCGUGGCCGCCGCAGCCGCACCUGCUGCCGCCGCUGGACGCGCAGAAGCCGCUCGACAUCAAGCAGCUCAAGCCCGAGAUCAAGCUCGAGCCGGCCGACGCGCAGAAGCGGGCGCAUCCUGAUGCUGAGAUGAUGGCUGGUGAUAUGGAACAACCAAAAAUAAAAAUAAAAACGGAUAUAUUCAAACCAGAUGAUAUGGCGCUACGGGUGGAUGACAAGCCUCGAGAUAUAUCUAUGAAACCACAUGAAUUACUAAAACCAUUGGAUCCACAACCAAAAGAUGACAGUCAAUCCCAACUCAGAGUGGAAGGUGAUAAAAUAGCAGAGAGAACAAGCGAAUUGAGUGAAGCUCGUCCUAUUGACAGCAGUGCACCCGUCGUUGACAAAACGGAUGAAGAGAGGAAACCCUUCAGUAGCCCAGAUGCAAAUCGACCCGGGACAACGCCGGGGAAAAUGAGCACUCCGGGUUUAGAGCCAAAGAAGCGCGGUCGGCCCAAAGGCUCGACAAACAAGCCGAAGCCCCCGGGCGCGACCCCUCCCCGCGCGCCCGCACCCCGCCCGCCCGCGCCCGUCGCCCGCCCCCGCGCGCCCUCCUACCAGUACGCGGUGCGCCCGUUCCGCAAGGACUUCUCCGGGAUACAGUUCCGCAGGCGGUGGAGCGACGACUGCCUGGACUCGUCGCACAUCCCCAACGAGGUGUACUUCGGCGACGUGCCGGUGCCGCUGUCGGUGCUGUACAACUACUACGACGCGAACGCGGAGCGCGAGCGGCUCGCGUCGCAGGCCGCGCACAUCGCCGCGCAGAAGGCCGCCGCCGCCAAGCUGGCCGCCGCCAAGCUGCGCGGCGUGCUGAGCGCCGAGGUAACGACGGUAGAUUCAUCAUCAGAUGAUGACUCAUCGGGGACAUCGGGCAGCGGUUCAGAGGAUAGUGAUGAUGACGCGCCACUAAAGCGCGGUCCGGGCCGGCCGAAGGGCUCGAAGAACACGUCCCCCCGCACGCCGGGCACGCCCGCGGGGGGCUCCGGGGGGGGCCCCGGGUCGGGCUCCGGGUCGGGCCGCCGGGGCCGCCCGCCCGUGCCGCCCGAGCUGCGCCAGCCCGGCAUCACCGACAUGAAGAAGUUCUGCAAGGCGGCCGGGAUACGGUUCGAUUAUAAGAAGCUGGUCGAAGGUUGCACGAAAAACAAAGAGCGUGUGGCGAAAAUGCAAGAGCUGUUAACGGCAGCCGGUCUGGAAGGCAAGCCGACGCUGGAGAAGUGCCGCGCGAUCAAACAGGCCAAGAUGGACGCCAAGGAGCGGGAACGGAUCGCCAAGAAGGAGGCCAGGGCCAAGCCGCGGGACGACGGUGAUGAGCUGGCGGGCGUGGCGCGGCGCAUGACGCGCGGCGCGACGGGCGUGAAGCCGCGCCAGCGCAUCGUGAUCUCGUCGGACGAGGAGGACGGCACGCCCGCCGCGCGCCGCACGCUCUCCAAGCUGCGCUCCAGCGUCAACGACGACUCCGACUGAGGGCCCGUAACACCUCGUGUGGAAGUGACAGACAAUAUCGAGACAGUGAAAGUGUUGGACCUUCUAGAAAGUGCUUCGACGGGGUCCAUGGCCUGUAGCGCGGACUCUUGACUUACGACUUACGACUUACUUGUGAUGGCCUUAUGUGAGCGAUCGGAACGUCAGUGUUGCCACACACGCUCUACUAUUUUCCAAACUUAUCGUAAUUUACCCAGUUUUUUGGGUGUAAUUUUAGACUGCAACCACUAGACGGUGAUAUCGCAUUUAAUAUUCGGGUUAAUGAUGGCAAUAAGCGUGACAGACGAACGCAGAUGUUACCAUAUUUAAAAAUUAUUAUAUUAAAAAUGAAACCGCAUUGUGGUGUUGUCGUUUUGAUAAAUUUUACUAGUCAAGUGUAAAAGAUGGAUAAGUUUCCGCGCUCAGGUUGACGCGAAUCGGUCGCUCGAAAAAAUUUUCCUACUAAUUUUAGGUCAAAAUUUAGAAUGGUAAUGAAAUGAUUUUCAAAUUGUCCGGAGUGAGCGUUGGACCUUUGGUGUUUAGUUUUUAUGAAAAAUGAAGAAAGAAUAUUUUCUGCGAGUUAUUUUAAACAAUUGUGUAUCAUUUUUUUGUGUCUCGGUGUUUACAGAUGUAUUCACUAAGAAUGGUUUUAAUUUGUAUAUGUUUAUAAAUUUGGUCAGUUUCCCGUCCCUAUAUUAAAAUUAUUUUGGAUGCCAAAUGUUUGAAUGGCAUUAAUUCAUCUACAAAAUAUACGGGUAACAAUUUUUCAUGAGAGAAAAUUUAGAUGUGUAAAUAACUAAGCUUGAAGUUCUUUAUUUAGUAAGAUAAAGACAA